UAAACGAGUGAAGGCUCUGAUCUCCGUACUGCACUCAGGGAGCCGAGGAGAUAUCUGUACAUCAGCUUCACCAAGAUGGACCUUGAACAGCAAAAGAGCUUAAUUCAAAAUUUCAGCCUCGAUAACUGCAAGCUCGGGAAUCAGGGCUAUCGGCGGGUGCUUCUGCAGCUCUUCGGUCUGCCGGGAAACGGCAAGUCGUCCUUCAUCAACUCCUGCAAGUUUGUCUUAGAGGGGAAAUACGAGCAGCACGCGGAGGCGAGGGCGACAGACGGUGGGUGCACCACAAGCAGAAUCCCUCACAAGCUCACGGAAGUCAUAUUGAUGGUGGAUAAUCGGGGCUGCCCGAAGCUCGACAGCUACGAGAGAGGAGAGAUCUUCGCUCAGCUCGGGAACUUGCUACCGCUCAACGAGGAGGUGAAAUGGGUAAAAGAUUUUAAGGAAAAUACAAACCGACUGAUUGUGGAAGCCUCAAAAGCCAAUUAUACGGAUUUCAUCGUCCCGAUCUUUGUGCACAGUAUAAAAAAUUCAAUUGGCCAAUGUGAAAUAAAAACAUAUAGAGAUUUUCUGGACAACGCAAGAAAAGUAACAGGGAUCAAUCCUAUUGCUGUCCUCACACAUAAAUCCUCCGGUAACCUGACCAGCUUGCAAAGCACAAUGAAAGACAUCGGAUUGGAUAAGAUCUACGCAAUCGAAAACUACACCGCGGAGGAUCACCAGAAGGUGUUAGGGAAACACCAAGAAAUCCUCAGCUUUCUCUGCCAAAUUCUACAAGAAGUCAAUUUCUGCAUGGAAAGCGAGCGCAAUCCAGAACGCGAACGCAAUGAGCGCACUAAAUUUGUCGUCAAUUAUCUUAAAUCUGCAGACGACGAGAUACGUCAACAAGAAAUCGAGGAAAGAAAUCGAGAAGUAAGAAGACUUGAAGAGAGAUUGAAGAAGGAGAACGAAAGAGGCUUUCUUUCACGUUUGUUCAAUUUCUAAUGUAACCAUUAUAUGCCGGCUGUCUUUAGGGCUUUAUGCAUUUUGUAAGAAUAACCUUAAGCUUCAUUGAUUGGUGCUUUAUGUGUGAGAUGGCAGCCACACUGCUUAAUGUGAUAAGAUAUAAAGCCACUAAAAUAAUGACACCAUUGUUAUAUAUAUAUCCAAUUAAAGACAAGAAAAUCUCUCAAAACCAAUUCAUUUAUUGAAAAUGUAUUAAAAACAUAAGAAAAAAAUCUGAAAAAUAAUAGUAAAAAAAACGUCCACAAU
Molecule: messenger RNA, 1245 nt
Organism: Spea bombifrons (plains spadefoot toad)
Lineage: Eukaryota; Metazoa; Chordata; Amphibia; Anura; Pelobatidae
Exons: 5
Coding region: 76-978 (300 amino acids)
Source: RefSeq, a predicted model, not a curated record